CGGACAAGCACUCCACUUCGACACAUCAGAUUCUGGCCCGGAACGCAUACACGAUAGUCACUGCAGUUCAAGUGUCAAAUCUCUUCAACUAGCUUUAUUUCUGCGCCGGCCUCAGACACUAGCAGAAUUCAAUCACUUUGCUCGACCGCGCCUACCGACCUUUUGCGGAAGCACCUACAACGCCAUCCUCCUCAUAACCAUGUCGUACGAAAUGUCUAACAAAGGCCCUACGCGGGUUGGGGAAAGAGCAUUCAACCACAAUCAAUCACAAAGCGCCGAACAAGAGUACGAUCGGCUGCGCGACCUCGCACGUCAAGAGGCCGACAAGCGCUCGUCAUGCUUUGCCAGAUCACAGCAGGCAUACGCCAGCGGGGAUGGAGCUGCGGCUCAUGCCCUGUCACAAGAAGGAAAGAACCAUGGUGCAAAGAUGGAGCAAUACAACAAGCAGGCCUCCGAGUUCAUCUUCCGAGAAAACAACGCCGAGGGCAGAGUGCCGCCGGACACGAUUGAUUUACAUGGUCAGUUUGUUGAGGAGGCUGAAGACAUCUUGGAAGAGCGCAUCCGCUAUGCGCAAUCGCAUGGCCAGACACAUCUGCGUGUCAUUGUCGGCAAGGGCAACCAUAGCCCUGGGCACGUUCAAAAGAUCAAACCUCGAGUCGAGCAGGUCUGUCGGGAGCUUGGGCUACAGUAUCAAACUGAACCCAACGAAGGACGGAUCUUGAUCAAUCUGACUGGAGGUGCCGUGGACAUGAACCAUGCCAACAACAACAACUGGGCACCCAACCAACAACAAGGCUCCUACCAACAAGGCUACGGCCAGCAACCUCAUCAACAGCAACAGCAACAGCAACAGCAACAACAAGGAGGCCAGAAUGGAGACAUCGAAAAGAUGGUCCGAAAGUUCCUUCCCAGAAUCCUGAGAAAGUUGUUGAGAAUAUUUUGCAAAUGAAAUUUGCACUUUGGAUGAUAUCAAAUGUGGAGUUCUAAGUGAGGAUCGAACGGCAUUUUCUCACCCUCGGCUGUUGAAAUUGUCCACGCCCAAAAGCAAUCAACUCACCUUCUCUCGGUAGCCCUUUGGCGUACUUGGCCGGACUUGAUGAGCUGGAUAUCGCAACAAUAAUCGCCCUGAACAUGAAUUCCUGACCCAGAAAUGGUGGUGUUGGCGAGAAUCCAGUCUCCGCCCGGCCAAGAAGAAAAUCCCAUUCAAGCGACUGAUAAGAAUGAAUUGACAUUGGCCUCGUGCUAACGACGCAUCAAGUCUAUGCCGACGGCCAACCAGCAAGAAUACUAGACUCCAACUGCCCAACGCGCAACGCUUUGGACCCCGUUAUCUAGACCGCUUUACUUUAUAUCAUGUUGGGCUUAAUGCAAUGCACAUGCCUGGCAUACCAACACACAAGCACGCGACAAAAGGUUGCACACAUUUCGCAUAUUGCGAGCAACCCUAUUUGUUCUGCAUACUUGGCUAGAUAGCACUCCAAGUUCAGUUCCAGUAAAGGGUGGCCCGAGAGCCCGAGGGCUCCUCGG
This is a messenger RNA of Exophiala mesophila, 1527 nucleotides long. RefSeq lists its product as uncharacterized. The transcript has 2 exons. The record is from RefSeq and is a predicted model, not a curated record. Bases 200 to 949 code for a protein of 249 amino acids. NCBI's taxonomy places the organism in Eukaryota, Fungi, Ascomycota, Eurotiomycetes, Chaetothyriales, Herpotrichiellaceae.